GCCCUAAUUGAAUUUUAUAUGAUAUAAAAGAAACAACGUAUUGGUCAAUUUACCGAUUUAGUUGUUUAUGAUUUAAAAGUGCUAAAUAUUAUUUAAAAUGAUGUCAAAAAGUUUAAAUCUAAUCGUAUUGUAUAUAUAUUUAAUUUUAGAAUCUUCAUAUGGUGAUGGUGAUACCAAAGAUGUCCAAGGAGAAAACUGGAGAGACAAUCAACCAUCCAGACCAGAUUACACCAAAACUGUUGUCCCCAUAGAUCCAUUUUAUCCAGAAUUAAGAGCAGUUUUAGGUGGUACAUUUGAAUUACCAUGCAGCACUAUAAACGCAUAUGGUGUAAAAUUUAAUGUAAGUUGGUCAAGAAAGGCCAAUCUUCCUUUGACCAACAGCUCUAGACAACAAAAUGGAGUGUUGUAUAUCGACAAUGUCGAGAAAGAAGCUCAAGGAGAAUACAUAUGCACAACUUUCGAUUCCAGUAAUAGAACAAUACUCGACACCAAAUAUUAUAUCACGGUUAUGAUUCCUCCAACGAUCACCGUGACUUUGCGUGAACUGGAGGCCUAUCCAGGCGAGCAUACUUAUAUCAACUGCAGUGCAACUGGUGACCAACCCAUUGAAAUUUACUGGUUACGUUGGGGAAGUGCCAUACCCAGUUCAGUUUACACCAGAUAUGGAUACAUUAGUUUCAACAGUACCCAAUUGGAGGAUGCCGGUAGAUAUUUGUGCGUGGCUAGAAAUAGAGCUGGCAACGCAACUGCUGAAGUUGUUGUCAAAGUAGAAGUCGCUCCAAAGAUCACCUUGACUAGUAGUACUGGUCAUACUAAUAGUAGUAAUAGUAGAAUAGUAGCCCAUCCAGGCGAAUUUCAUUUUAUCAACUGCAGUGCCACUGGCGACCAACCCAUGGAAAUCUCCUGGUCUUCUUUAGGACGCGACUUCUCCAGUUCAGUUUAUACCAAAGACGGAUACAUUAGUUUCAAUAGUACCCAAUUGCAAGAUGCCGGUAGAUAUAUAUGCGUGGCUACCAAUCGACCUGGUAAGGCUGGUGCUGUUGCUGAUUUCAUCGUAGAAGUUCCUCCAAGUAUCAAGUUGUCUUCGACUACAAUAGAACUUCGUCAAGGCGAGUCUGGCUUUGUUGACUGCUACGCCACUGGUGACCAACCCAUUGAUAUCUCUUGGUCGGUUCCUGGUGGCAUACUACCUGAUUCAGUUUACAUUAGAGAUAGAGUCAUAGGCUUCAAAAAUAUACAAAAGCAAGAUGCAGGUAGAUAUUUGUGCGUGGCUAAGAAUCGAGCUGGCAAAGAAAGUGCUGAAGUUAAUGUCAUCGUAAAAGUCCCUCCAACGAUCACCUUGUCUUCGUAUAGACUAGUUACCUACGUAGGCGCCUAUCCCAGUGUCACCUGUAGCGCCACUGGUGACCCAACCAUCGAACUCUACUGGUUGCCUUAUCAACGUACCCUGCCUGGUUCAGUUUACAUCCAAAACGGAUACAUCGGAUUCAACUAUAUCACAUCUGCACAUGCGGGUUCUUAUAUCUGCUUGGCUAGAAAUCCAAAUGGCAUAGCAACAGCUCGUCUUGAAGUCAUCGUAACGUAAGAGAUUAAGAGGAGAAGCAGUGCAACCCCAAAGUGUCUGGAUACAUAUAAAUGGAAUUUUGGUUAUUAAAGAGAGCCUACAAAUACCCCAUGGGGUUUGAUUUUCAGCUUGCCAGAAAAGCUUUUCUGCCGAAGAUGCAGUUUUAAGUUCGGUCUUUUUUAUCGGAUCGAAACUAACGAAUAUGUAUAUCUAUACAAGAAGACAACAAAAACAGAAAUAGCUUCUUGUGUUAAGAAAAAAAAGUCAUUGGCGAACAGUAUUCAAUAUCUUGAUCUAAUUUAUAAAUAAAGUAAUGCAGUCUCUAAAGUGUUGUUAAUAUUAAAUGUUUAUGUUGUU
Molecule: messenger RNA, 1921 nt
Organism: Diabrotica virgifera virgifera (western corn rootworm)
Lineage: Eukaryota; Metazoa; Arthropoda; Insecta; Coleoptera; Chrysomelidae
Product: basement membrane-specific heparan sulfate proteoglycan core protein-like
Exons: 8
Coding region: 98-1585 (495 amino acids)
Biological process (GO): cell adhesion
Cellular component (GO): membrane
Source: RefSeq, a predicted model, not a curated record